Molecule: messenger RNA, 415 nt
Organism: Canis lupus familiaris (dog)
Lineage: Eukaryota; Metazoa; Chordata; Mammalia; Carnivora; Canidae
Gene: CBD103
Product: beta-defensin 103
Biological process (GO): cell chemotaxis; defense response to bacterium
Cellular component (GO): extracellular region
Molecular function (GO): CCR6 chemokine receptor binding; chemoattractant activity
Source: RefSeq, marked provisional
AAUUGCAGCCGCUGCUUACUUGUACCUAUGGCUGUGUGUCCUGCAACCUUAUAAAGUGGACGAGUGCACGCACCUUGCCAUCCAGUCUCAGCCUGUCGCGAAGCCUGUUGGUCAUGAGGAUCUAUUACCUUCUCCUCCUGUUGCCCUUGCUGUUCUUGAUGCCUGUUCCAGGAAAUGGGGGAAUUAUAAAUACCCUGCAGAGGUAUUAUUGCAGAAUAAGGAGCGGUCGGUGCGCCUUGUUGAGCUGCCUGCCAAAGGAGGAGCAGAUAGGCCGCUGUUCUUCCACUGGCCGAAAAUGCUGCCGAAGAAAGAAAUAAAAAAAUCCAGAAAUGGGAUGGGAGCGUUGUAAAGUGUGAAAAUGCCUCCUGGAAGUUUAUAGAAGAAAAACCGAAUUAAAUAUUUUUUUUUUCAAAAG